UAAUUCAUCGCAUAGACAAUGUAAAUAGGUAAUGUUCGAGCUCAGACUGGUUUUAAGUUUAUUCUAAGAGUGAUAAACCUUAAGUUUCUCCUCGAUAGCCCUGCAGGUCGGUUCAGGCAGGAUUAUGGAAGAAUCUCAACGCCCCUUCGGGAACUCCACAGAGAACGGGUCGCCAUCUUUGUGUGCCCCUGUAGGAGUCUCUAAGCGGAGCGGACUGAACACAUUUUAUAAAAAUGACAACCAAGAAGAAGCGCUCUCCGCACACUGCGACUGACAGCUGGGUGGUCAUUGCUGCAGACUCAGCACUGGAAACAGAAAAGCCACAGAAUGGUGAUCCAACAUUCGUCAAACUCAAGAACCCUGCCACAGGUGCUACCUCUCAAUACCUGUUCAGCAGUGGGGAUGAGCGUGUAUAUGAGGUUAAGGCAUUUAAUGAAGAGUACCGGUCUUGGUUUAUUGGUCAGAUGGUCCAGAGAGAUGGCAGACUAUUGUAUGUAACUCCUGUUGACCCAGUAUUUCUGGUGUUGCCAUACCUGCAGAGUGGUGAAGUGGAGGGGAAGUUCCAGCCGCUGCAGCAGGUGGUAAUGGAUGAAGAUUACCCUGCUUGCACGAGGCUUUUGAAAUGCGAACAAGCUUUGGAAUCCGUUCACCAUGUGGCAGAUGAGAAAGAGGUGAGCAGUCAGAAGUUUCACAGAUAUAACCAGGAGAAGACGCUGGAGUGGCUGAAGAAAAAGGUGGAGAAUACAGUGACUGCCCUUAAGAAGACUGAUAUUGCUGUUGGUGGAGCAGUGAAAUCCACUACAUAUGUUCGAGUUAAACAGGAAUCAGAUGCCACUGAAGAAGACUAUUUGCGCUAUGCUCAUGGACUCAUUUCAGAGUACAUCAGUGAAGAACUCAGCAAAGACCUUCACAAACACCUGCAGUUGCCAGAAAUUUCCAGCCCUAAAGUGGAACCCCCUUCAAAGAAAAGGAAACUGUCUGAUAAACCUGUUGAGGCGGGAGAAGACUACACCAAAUUCAACAGCUCCGACUUCGCCCGAAAAGCUCCUAAGAAGAUGACUGCAGCACAGAAGUCUCUGGCCAAAGUGGACAAAUCUGGAAUGAAGAGCAUGUCUGCCUUUUUUAGUCCAAAAGUCAAACAGGAAAAGAAUUGAGCGAGUGUGUUGUCUGUGUGUUUGAGUUUAUCUUUGUUAAUAAAAGUCUUAUAAAAAAGAAAA
This is a messenger RNA of Astyanax mexicanus (Mexican tetra), 1217 nucleotides long. RefSeq names its product ribonuclease H2, subunit B (gene rnaseh2b). The coding region runs from base 234 to 1154 and encodes 306 amino acids. The transcript has 11 exons. Gene Ontology annotation, cellular component: ribonuclease H2 complex; nucleoplasm. NCBI's taxonomy places the organism in Eukaryota, Metazoa, Chordata, Actinopteri, Characiformes, Acestrorhamphidae. Gene Ontology annotation, biological process: ribonucleotide metabolic process; RNA catabolic process. The record is from RefSeq and is a predicted model, not a curated record.